Messenger RNA from Adineta ricciae, 216 nucleotides. NCBI's taxonomy places the organism in Eukaryota, Metazoa, Rotifera, Eurotatoria, Adinetida, Adinetidae. The record is from the annotation of a GenBank genome assembly.
AUGAAACAGUUCCUUGAGAAGAAGACAACAUAUGUUUCAUACUUGAAUACUUGUCAUUGUUUUCUUUUGAUUAUUCUGCUAUAUGGCAAGUAUUUUGUUGUCGAACAAAGAGAAACAAUACGUAUUAUCUUGUGUUUCAAGAAUCAUAACUAUUCGAAUGGAUCAAUGCACAUAUUGCUAUCUGGUAUCGUUCUUAUUGGUUUUAUAGCUUCAUAA